Molecule: messenger RNA, 2769 nt
Organism: Serpula lacrymans var. lacrymans S7.9
Lineage: Eukaryota; Fungi; Basidiomycota; Agaricomycetes; Boletales; Serpulaceae
Exons: 2
Coding region: 1-2769 (922 amino acids)
Source: RefSeq, a predicted model, not a curated record
AUGGAACAGCGGCAAACUGAAGAUACCUCUGUGACACUCGCCUCCGCCCGCUAUGAUCUAUCUGUCCCAGACUAUCGCAGCUUCAAGGCGGCUUACAUCUACACGAAUGACUGCACUCUGAAAAUCCCACAGAUUCAAGCAAACGACUUCCAUCUUCACUCAUCUGAGCUCCUCGUUCUCGCGGAUAAUGCCACGAUAGAUGCAUCAGGAACUCCUGGAAAAGAUAACGUAUCCCCAGAUCCUUCAGACGAUAACGAGGAAAAUGGUGGAGAUGGCCACGAUGUUUUCAUAACGUCUGCAGAUUUUGACGUGAAUAAAACCCUUACCAUCAUCGCGCGAGGUGGUAAUGGAGGGAAGGGUUACCCGGGCAAUCCUGACGCAUCCUCAACAGAAGACCAAAAUGGUGGAGAUGGUGGUAACGGAGGUGCUGGUGGUUCUAUCUACCUCCUAUCACUCGACACCUUCUCUGUUGCAUAUAAGGCUUCCGGCGAUUUCUACUUAGAGGCUAACCACGCAGAGUGGAUGAGGAAGGUAUCCCUUUGGCUUCAGUCCUAUCAAUCGACAAUUCAAAAACCUCAGUAUCUCGUAGACCUCAUCGCCAAAUAUGCCGACACUUACGAAACUAUGGCUUUCGGAGAAGCUCAAGGAGCCCUCUCUAACGUCUUGGAUGAUUUGAAUGGUGAGAGCGAAACGUUUUUGAUAGAGAAUCAUGUCGAUGUCAGUGGAGGUGAUUAUGGCACUGGUGGACAGCGUGGUCCUGUACCAGGACAAAAUGGGCAGUCUGGUACUGGAGGCACUGCGACAAGGGAAAGGAUGACAAAACAACGCAUUCGUGACUCCAGCGAGAUGCAUUUUCACCCUGAUCAGAUCGCUAUGACCAUCAGAGACAUAGAGGACGGUUACUUCAUCGGGAGCAAGGCUUCUUUGGACAGGUCUCUGGCAUCCAUACGCACUUUGGUUGAUCGGCUAGAUUUCCUUCCCGAUCUUGUUCCGUCGGACCCGCUCUUUCAAGCGUAUAACAACGAGGAUAAGAUAUUCAUCAUCCCAUCUAAAACCGACAUACCUACUUCCAUCACUUCCAUCCAGCAAAGCCUAUCGAAAGCACUAGGUUAUGCUUCUCAGCUUGGCCAAGGUCUUGAUUUUUACGGGCACACGGCGACUUGGGUUCCCCAAGGAUCAUACGAGCAAUACGGAGCCCAGCUUGAUCAUGUUUUGGAUAACUUUGCAGCCAUCGAGACUAAUUACGAGACAUUUAAAGACGAAGCAGCGACUGAAGCCCAAAAGCUGGACGUGAUCAAGCAUAGUGAGGAAACGGCUAAAAGCGUCAUUCAGCGCGCAAAGAAUGAUCAGGGUCAGCUACAAUCAGAGCUUAACACAACCGCUUCACUCAUCCACGUGCUCUCUUCCGAUCUCCCAAACAAACGAACAGCACUCGUCAAGGAAAUCGACAAACUCGCAGAUGAGAUCAAAAAUGCAUUCCAAGUGUCGUUUGCUGAUUUCAUCAACGGAGUCACGCAAAUGGUGGGUACAAACAGCUUGCAAGGGAUACUUAAGGACGUCUGCGAUGGUGCCGGAUUCAUCAACGGUCGUAUGGAUACAGUCACGGACGAUUUAGGGGUGAAAGUCAACAAGGAUUAUAUUGUCAAUAAGAUCACGGUUAUUGGUGGUGAAAUCCAGGAUCUUCAAGAGGGUCUGUCGAUGGGUCAUGGUGGCGAAAUGGCUGUCGAUGAUCCUGGAGCGGCGAAGUUAAUAUUGGAAGAGAAUAACCUGAUGGAUUUGAUCGGGAAAUACAGGAACAUCUUGGGUGACAAUGAGCUGAAAACUGUCAAGUCAAUGUUUGACGACUACGUGAAUGCGGUGUCUGCGCGUAACGAUGUUGUAAUGCAUUACAAUUCGUGUCUCCAGCUGUGGUUGCAGGCGGACGACACUAUCACCUCCCAGCAACAACAGCUGGACGACCUUGGCCGUAUAGAUCUUACCAUCGAUACCAACUUUUUCAGCAUAUCCGCCUUUGUCGAACAGGCCUAUUUCUACACCACAGCACAGGUCCUUAGGAUACUAUACCUCACAGAGCGUGCAUUGAAAUUCUGGUCACUUGGACCUGACGUCUCUGAUAUUUCCGUUCUCCGCGAGGGAGGAUUCAGGCAAUCUGGACUCUCAGCCGCUCUUAUGUCCGCCAAAAUCAAUAUACUAGAUGCCUUCAACACGGCCAUCGAAGGAUUCACGAGCCACAGUCAAAUAUUUGGCAAGACGCCUGGGCAGGAAGGCGGGAGCCCUAUCAAAGUCUUCCUCACCGAUGCUCAGCUGCAGGAUCUGCGAGGAGCUGGAAAUACCGUCAUUCUGGCCAUUCCCGAAGCAUACUCUCAUACAUCUAUAGUGGACAACCCGUUCUCGAGUUGUGCCGACGUUCGUCUGACCUACGCACGCUUUUACAUCGACGGGGCGCAGACGGCAGAUGGCAACCUGACGGUGUCACUCCAGCACUCGGGCAGCGAGAGGAUUAUCGGCACGGACGAUCGCGUGCACAAUUUCACGCACAAUGCGCUGAACGUCACGUUCAAAUACGAGCUUGCUACCCGCGAUGUGCUCAUGGAUGGCAAUCUCGUCAGCGCUGUGGAUAACGUCUAUGCACUGAUUGGUCCUUUCACUUCGUGGCGCGUUAAAAUCUCUGAUGUGUACAAUGACUUGCCUGACUUGUCGAAUGUGACGUCCGCCUGGUUUGAGUUCUCGGGCUAUAGCAGGUCAUUUGAUGCUACUCGAGCAUUCUAG